Ogataea parapolymorpha DL-1 is the source of this 816-nucleotide messenger RNA. RefSeq names its product putative methyltransferase BUD23. Gene Ontology annotation, biological process: rRNA (guanine-N7)-methylation. The transcript has a single exon. Bases 1 to 816 code for a protein of 271 amino acids. NCBI's taxonomy places the organism in Eukaryota, Fungi, Ascomycota, Pichiomycetes, Pichiales, Pichiaceae. The record is from RefSeq and is a predicted model, not a curated record. Gene Ontology annotation, molecular function: rRNA (guanine) methyltransferase activity. Gene Ontology annotation, cellular component: nucleolus.
AUGUCUCGUCCUGAGCAGAUUGCCCCACCUGAAAUAUUCUACAAUGAUCGCGAAUCAAGAAAAUAUACCGAAUCUACAAGAGUGCAACACAUUCAGGCUCAAAUGACGUUGAGAUCUCUGGAAUUAUUGAACCUUGAUCCUGAAAAAACACAUUUCAUACUUGAUGUGGGAUGUGGAUCCGGUCUUUCGGGUGAGAUUUUAACCGAAGAGAACCAAAUAUGGGUUGGAAUGGAUAUUGCUCCAAGCAUGCUCGCGACUGCUCUUGACAGAGAAGUUGAAGGAGACCUUUUUUUAAGUGAUAUGGGCUGUGGAGUUCCAUUCAGAGCCGGUACAUUCGACGCCGCUAUAUCCAUCUCUGCUAUUCAGUGGCUUUGUAAUGCUGAUAGCACAACAAGCGAGCCAAAAGUGCGAUUAGCUCGCUUUUUUAACACAUUAUAUGCAGCUUUGAAACGAGGAGGAAAGUUUGUUGGUCAAUUUUAUCCGGCAAACGAAAAUCAGAUUAUACAAAUCACUAGCGCAGCCAAAGUGGCGGGAUUUCAAUGUGGAGUCGUGGUGGAUGAUCCAGAAUCCAAAAAGAACAAGAAGCAUUAUUUGGUUUUACAAGCAGGACACAGCGAUCGUCCAUUAAAUUUGGGCAAUAUGGAAGUCGAGUCUACCACACCAAAAAAAGAGAAGAAAAUGAGCAAGAAGAUGAUGAAAGCUCUGGAGACAAAGAAAGAAUACAUCCAUAGGAAGAAAGAGCUGAUGAAGAGACGAGGAAAAACGGUGGCACAAGACUCGAAAUUUACGGGAAGAAGACGGAAGCCUCGUUUCUGA